Zophobas morio is the source of this 1390-nucleotide messenger RNA. Its product is annotated as myoneurin-like. Gene Ontology annotation, molecular function: zinc ion binding; chromatin insulator sequence binding. Lineage: Eukaryota; Metazoa; Arthropoda; Insecta; Coleoptera; Tenebrionidae. Gene Ontology annotation, cellular component: nucleus; chromosome. The record is from RefSeq and is a predicted model, not a curated record. The coding region runs from base 125 to 1336 and encodes 403 amino acids. Gene Ontology annotation, biological process: regulation of transcription by RNA polymerase II. The transcript has 2 exons.
UCCCCAUUUGUUUUGGUUUUAAAUGUAGUUUGAGGUUAUGUUCACGAACAAAUUUAAAAGACAAGUCCAGUGAUAAUUUCGUUAUUUGUUAUAUUCACGUUGUUUGACUUUUUUAAAAUUGAUCAUGCCAAGAACGUCUAUACAGUGCUGCGUCCCGCGGUGUCCCGGAACCGGUAAAAUUUUGCACAGAUUCCCCAUUCCCGAAUGGGAGAGUGUCAUAAUUAAGGAAUGGGUGAAGCGUAUAGCAAACAUUCAAUUAUAUCGUCAGGAGGAACGUAGGAUUUACACUUUCUAUAGGGUCUGUGAUUUACACUUCAGUGAACAUUGUCGUGUCCCCGACGCGACGCGCCUUAAAAAAGGGAGUUUACCGACGUUGCGUCUUCCGGGUUUUAAAGGUCCAUCGAACGCCAAAACUUCCAUUAUGAAAACUGUCCUAAAACCUCUAAAUAAUAAAGUAGAUUUUCGAACCAAAAAUGUAGAUAAAGAGAACUGUCCGCAGCCAGUUGCGGCUAAAAAGCCGUCUUUUUUUGUGUCACUGAAAACUAUGUCGCCUCAUGAUCACGCACUGCAAGAAGUGUGUCGCGUUUGCUUUAAAUCUUUGGGUGAGAACAACUUUAUUAGACUGUGUGACAAGAAUAAAGAAAUGAAUUUGUUUAAAAAUAUGUUGGCGAAAAUUUUGCCUGAACUGGAUCAAAACAUGUACCCCGGUAUUGUAAUUUGCUCCCUAUGUGAGAAUUUGAUAGUAUCUAGUUGGAAAUUGAAAGAAAUGUGUUCAAAUACUGGAGAAAAACUAAAACAGAUUAUUGAGAAGGAAGAAUAUACACUCAUGUGUGAUGGUACCUUGGUGAUCACAGAACUCACACCAUAUAUGAAAAUAUUAAUGGAUCACAAUUAUGCCCAAAAAUGCAUGUCAACAAAAAAGGAAAUUGUUGCUGUUGAUGAUAAGCCUCAAAGCGUUGCCAAAUUUCCUAAAGAAAAAAUUUGGGGGAAGGGACCAUAUCUGUGUGAUAAGUGUGGAUUUUCAUGUGCUGCUAUAGCACCAUUUAGACAUCAUUUGGUUAAACAUAAUGUAAGAAGAAAGUCGCUUUCAGCUUUAUGUGAAGUAUGUGGGAAAGUUUGCGUUAGUCUACAUUCCCUUAAGAAACAUUUGCGCUUCCACCAAAUUAUAUACAAGUGUACUAAAUGCAGUAAAGUUUUCAUCACAUUUAGGAGUUUGCAAACCCAUUAUAGAACCACCCAUCGAGCGUUCCAGCAGUGCAAAUUUUGUGCCAAAGUGGUCAAAAGGGGCAGGAGCAUGAAGGCGCACCUGUUGCUACAUAAGUACGGAAAGAACUGAUCAUGUAUUUUAUAUUGUGUUAUUAGAAUAAAAGUUUUUGUUCAUUUUUCUUAA